CUAUGUGAUGAUGAUGCCAUUCAAACGCCAGGCCCUGGUGGAAUUCUCUGAUGUGGAGAGUGCUAACCAAUGUGUAUCCUGUGGAGCCAAGAAAACAGUGUACAUUGCAGGUCAGCAAGCUUAUUUUAACUACUCCACAUCCAAGAGAAUUACCAGACCAACCAAUGCAGAUGACCCAAGCAGUGGAAACAAAGUCCUGCUCCUUUCUAUUCAGAACCCUCUGUACCCCAUCACCACGGAUGUCUUGUACAAAGUGUGCAAUCCAAUAGGAAAUGUGCUCCGAAUUGUCAUUUUUAAAAGGAACGGGAUCCAGGCUAUGGUGGAAUAUCCUUCUUCGGUACAGUGUGCACAGAAAGUUAAGGCAGCACUGAAUGGAGCAGAUAUAUAUGCAGGCUGUUGUACCCUCAAGAUUGAGUAUGCACGGCCAACACGUUUGAAUGUAAUCAAGAAUGACAAUGAGAGCUGGGAUUACACAAAACCCUACCUGGUCAGAAGAGAACGUGGAAAGGGUCGACAACGACAGGCCAUAUUAGGAGAACACCCGUUAUCCUACAGUGAUAGUAGUUAUGGUCCACUAGGCUCUCUGUUGCCUCUGCCCAGUAAUGGUAGAUACAAGCUCACUCCAGUGGAUGUUCCAGAUAUGGUGUCUUACCCUCUGCCUCAGACAUCCAGCCUGUUCUCUGGUCAGCCCCCCAGUUCAGUUGCCAUGGUGAGCGGAUUGCAUCCGACUAAAAUGAACUGUACGCGUAUCUUUAACCUCUUCUGCCUUUAUGGAAACAUUGAAAAGGUGAAGUUUAUGAAGAGUGUUCCUGGGACUGCACUGGUUGAGAUGGGAGAUGAGUAUGCUGUCGACAGAGCCAUCACUCAUCUUAAUAGCAUUAAAGUGUUUGGCAAAAGACUCAAUGUCUGUGUGUCAAAGCAGCAUGCAGUUAUCCCGAGUCAGGUCUUUGAACUGGAGGACAACAGCAGCAGCUACAAGGAUUUUGCAAUGACUCGAAACAAUCGCUUCAGCAGUGUUGGACAGGCCUCCAAGAACAUCAUCCAGCCUCCGUCUGCUGUGCUGCACUACUACAACGUUCCCCCAUGCAUCUCCCAGGACUACCUACUCAAGCUCUGUACCGAGCACAGUGUGCCAUGCUUUGUUAAAUUCAAGGUCUUUGAUGCCAAACCUUCUUCUAAAACCAUAUCAGGACUGUUGGAAUUUGAGAGUAAAACUGAUGCAGUGGAGGCGCUUACCGUGCUCAACCAUUACCAGAUCAGGAUUCCCAAUGGCUCUAAUCCCUACACCCUGAAGCUGUGUUUUUCCACUUCAUCUCAUCUGUAAUGAGCAGACCAUAAUUAUCUGUAUCAUGGAUCACAGGUAUGCAGCCAGCUGAACUGAUGAAACUGGAAACUAAGUCCACAUUAGAGACAUU
This is a messenger RNA of Boleophthalmus pectinirostris (great blue-spotted mudskipper), 1415 nucleotides long. RefSeq names its product heterogeneous nuclear ribonucleoprotein L-like. Bases 8 to 1324 code for a protein of 438 amino acids. Gene Ontology annotation, molecular function: mRNA binding. Gene Ontology annotation, biological process: regulation of RNA splicing; mRNA processing. Gene Ontology annotation, cellular component: nucleus. The transcript is spliced from 12 exons. Lineage: Eukaryota; Metazoa; Chordata; Actinopteri; Gobiiformes; Gobiidae. The record is from RefSeq and is a predicted model, not a curated record.